UAUAACAUUGAAAAGCAAAUAUUAAGACAACGCUAACGCGGUAACACAUAACGGCGGCUCUUCAUACUUUUAUGAAUCAAGUAAUCAGAAAUUUUCAAAACGGAUUUUUUAACGUGUUCGGCGUGUUUAAACGUCAUCGAAGAAGAUAUAAUGACAGCCAGUGGCAGAUAUUUAUAUAUGCUGUUAAUAACAACAUUAUUACCAAUGGUGGUCAUAGCUAGUAAUACACAUAUGCUGCCAGCAGCUCGCAAGAGCGGCGGCUGUUUGCGUAGUUUAUCUACAUCAUCAGCAGCAUUGUCCUCAAGCUCAUCGAACGCAAUGCAGGGAUUUAUGGAAAAUCGCAUCUCCACGCUGGCUUCACAAAAUGUUUGGACAAAAAAGUUCCUGGCAAAGCGCGAAGCGGAACCUCAUUCAGCACCCUCUGUGGUAUCCAUACAAUUGAUGACUCCCGACGAGGGUUUGGUGCAUUACUGUGCGGGCACCAUCAUAAAUGAACAUUGGAUAUUAACUGCUGCCCAUUGCCUAACAAAUCCCCAGAUGGUGGCCAAUUCGGUAAUAGUGGCCGGUUGUCAUGACAUUCAUUCAAGCGAUGAAAGCCACAAUGUACAACUACGCCACAUUGACUACUUUGUAAGCCAUGACCUAUAUUUGGGCGGUGCCAAUCCCUAUGACAUCGCCUUGAUCUACACCAAAGAACCAUUGAUCUUUGACAAAUUUGUGCAACCAGCAAAUUUGCCCGAACAAGAUGCAAUGCCCGAUGGCUAUGGCACCCUCUAUGGCUGGGGCAAUGUCUCAAUGACCAUAGUGCCCAAAUAUCCCCAUAAACUGCAGCAAGCCAAUAUGCCUAUACUGGACUUGGAGUUGUGUGAACAAGUGUUGGCCUCUUCGGGCAUGCAGCUGCAUGAAACAAAUCUUUGCACAGGCCCCCUAACAGGAGGUGUGAGCAUAUGCACCGCCGAUUCAGGUGGCCCACUAAUGCAAGACGAGCCCACUGAUAUGUAUGGAGAAAACGCACAUACCAUCAUCGGUAUAGUGUCAUGGGGUAAAAUGCCCUGCGGCCAAAGGAAUGCCCCCUCGGUGUUUGUGCGGGUUUCGGCCUUUUCAAAUUGGAUACAACAAGUCAUCAGCACAGCUACACAAUUUGAGUGAAGGAAGAAAGCAAGCAAACAAAAAGCAAGCAAGAAAGCAGAAUCAAAAGGAAUGUUCCUCUCUAAACAAAGACUUUGAAAAGAUGAAACUCGAAUUGUGUUAGUUAAGAUAAGCCAAGCCACAACAAAUCAAUUUAUUUAUUUUAUAUUAUAAUAUAUACAUACCUAAGACGAAUCUCAUAGUCUUAAGUUAAUAAAAAUUGUAUUAAGGCCUUAAAACAAAACAAUAUAAAAAAAAUCUCAAAGUA
Messenger RNA from Stomoxys calcitrans (stable fly), 1396 nucleotides. Its product is annotated as lectizyme. The record is from RefSeq and is a predicted model, not a curated record. The transcript has a single exon. Lineage: Eukaryota; Metazoa; Arthropoda; Insecta; Diptera; Muscidae. The coding region runs from base 151 to 1149 and encodes 332 amino acids. Gene Ontology annotation, molecular function: serine-type endopeptidase activity. Gene Ontology annotation, biological process: proteolysis.